Ostrea edulis (European flat oyster) is the source of this 669-nucleotide messenger RNA. Its product is annotated as heavy metal-binding protein HIP-like. Lineage: Eukaryota; Metazoa; Mollusca; Bivalvia; Ostreida; Ostreidae. The transcript has 3 exons. Gene Ontology annotation, molecular function: protein binding. Bases 78 to 635 code for a protein of 185 amino acids. The record is from RefSeq and is a predicted model, not a curated record.
AAACAGCAUACAGUCAUCCCCUGUAUAUAGCUACAGUGUAUAGUGUAAGACAAUAGGCAGAAAUAUCGCUGUCCAACAUGGUUCCAAUGAUUAUGCUUAGGGUGACAUUGGUCUUGGUGGUUUUAUUGACUGAACUGUACGCCAAAGAAACCGCACAGGGCUUCAUCAGUAAAUACAACAACUACAACACCGUCUGUCGAGGAAUGGGAUACGAAAGGAGAAGUUGCAAAGGGAGAGACCAUGGACUCAUUGCUUUCCAUGCCCGAACUUCGUCCGCUAUUCAGAAUCCCGGUAGCUAUGCUGUAGUUGUAUUUGGGAAAGUAACUCUAAACUCUGGAUCCGCCUAUAACGGUAACACAGGAAUAUUCACAGCACCAACAGAUGGCAUCUACUCCUUCACAUGGACUAUUAUGACAAAGCUCGGGUCACGUUUUAACACCGAGAUUGUCAUUAAUAGAAAUAUAGUUGGUUACAAUCAUGCUGACGGUAAACAUGGCAGUUCCCAGUACGAGUCUUCCUCAACAACAGCAGUGAUUAGAAUGAAGAAGAAGGACAAGGUCUGGAUAAGGACGCAUGGUUCGACCGGGGAAUAUGCAUACAUGGACUGGUCGUCAUUCUCUGGGUUUCAAUUGUAAAUAUAAAAAUGUUUGGGAAAAAUAAAGGAAUCAA